UUCUGUUGCUUGCUACGGCUACUUUUUCAUCUUCAUUGAAGCCAGAAAAAAAGAACCUGUUACCCAUUUAAACAUCAUUGGUAGAGAGGCUUGUGAGCAAAAGGAGCCUUCUUCUUCCUCCAUGAAAAUGGAAGGUAAUGAUACUGCGAGUUCUUCGAAAGUAGCAGGCCCUGAGAUGAAUCAAGAUCCAAAGAAGGGAAAGGAGAAAGAUGAAGGAAAAGACACAGUGCCAUUGUACAAGCUUUUCUCAUUUGCUGAUCGGUUAGAUCGUUUGUUGAUGCUUGUUGGAACAGUUGGUGCUAUUGGUAAUGGAAUCUCCAUGCCAUUAAUGACUCUAAUAUUUGGGAAUAUGAUCAAUGCAUUUGGAGGAAACUCAAACACCAAAGAAGUUGUUGAUGAAGUUUCCAAGGUGUCACUGAAAUUUGUGUACUUGGCUGUGGGAACCUUUUUCGCAUCACUCAUGCAGGUGGCUUGUUGGAUGGUUACUGGGGAGAGACAGGCAGCACGAAUCAGAGGCUUAUACCUUCAAACAAUCUUGAGGCAAGAUGUUAGCUUCUUCGACAAGGAAACGAAUACCGGCGAGGUUGUUGGAAGGAUGUCCGGCGAUACUGUUCUUAUUCAAGACGCCAUGGGAGAGAAGGUAGGGCAGUUUAUACAGUUGAUGGCAACAUUCGUUGGAGGUUUUAUCAUAGCAUUUGUCAGAGGAUGGCUUCUAUCAGUUGUCAUGCUCUCUUCUAUUCCACUUCUUGUGAUGUCUGGUGCUGUAAUGACCCUGGUUAUUCAAAAAACAUCUUCUCGCGGACAAACAGCUUAUUCUGCUGCAGCAAGCGUAGUAGAGCAGACUAUAGGCUCCAUUCGAACGGUUGCAUCAUUCACUGGGGAGAAACAAGCUGUAAUUAAGUAUAAUCAGUCACUAAUCAAAGCUUACAAGACCGGUUUGCAAGAGGCCCUGGCUUCUGGUUUCGGUUUUGGCGUACUGUAUUUUGUUAUUAUUUCUACUUAUGGUUUGGCUAUAUGGUAUGGCGCCAAAAUGGUAAUCGAGAAAGGAUAUAAUGGAGGCGAGGUUAUCACUGUAAUCUUUGCUCUAUUGACCGGAUCCAUGUCUCUUGGUCAGGCAUCGCCGAGCCUAAGCGCGUUUGCUGCAGGGCAAGCGGCGGCGUUUAAGAUGUUUGAAACAAUUAAAAGGAAGCCGGAAAUCGAUGCUUCUGAUCCCAACGGUCUAAAGCUCGACGACAUUCGUGGAAACAUAGAGCUUAGGGAGGUCUGCUUUAGUUAUCCUACAAGGCCGGAUGAACUGAUAUUCAAUGGAUUUUCGCUUUCGAUACCGAGUGGAACUACUGCAGCUCUGGUGGGACAAAGUGGGAGUGGGAAAUCAACAGUUGUUAGUUUGAUUGAGAGAUUCUACGAUCCACAGGCUGGUGAAGUUCUCAUUGAUGGUAUCAACCUCAAAGAAUUUCAGCUUAAGUGGAUCAGGCAGAAAAUUGGCCUAGUUAGCCAGGAGCCAGUUCUCUUUGCUAGUAGCAUUAAAGAGAACAUUGCUUAUGGAAAAGACGGUGCAACCGAUGAAGAAAUUCGAGCCGCAGCAGAACUCGCCAAUGCUGCAAAAUUCAUAGACAAGCUUCCUCAGGGAUUGGAUACAAUGGUUGGUGAGCAUGGAACUCAGCUCUCUGGAGGACAAAAGCAGAGAGUUGCAAUAGCUCGAGCGAUUUUGAAAGAUCCAAGAAUCUUACUUCUUGAUGAAGCUACAAGUGCGCUUGAUGCCGAAUCUGAGAGGAUAGUACAGGAGGCAUUGGACAGAAUAAUGGUAAACCGAACAACUGUCAUUGUCGCGCAUCGUCUAAGUACUAUAAGAAACGCUGAUGCAAUUGCUGUUAUUCAUCAGGGAAAAAUAGUAGAAAGAGGUUCGCAUGCUGAGCUCACGCGUGAUCCUGAGGGGGCCUAUAGCCAGUUAAUUAGGCUGCAAGAAGUUAAAGACGCAAAUCACAAAGACAAACCAGAAAGUAUUUUGCAUUCUGGAAGAAUCUCGAGUCAUCGAUCUUCUUCUAUAAGAUCUCUAAGCCAUCAAGAAUCAUUCGGAAUUGGAAACAGCGGCCGCCACUCAUUCACAGCACCGUUUCCGGUUCCUACAGCAGUUGGCCUCACGGAAUCGCCACCUGAAGCUCCUACUUCUUCAACUGUCUCACCUUCGCCACCGGAAGUUCCUCUUCUUCGCCUCGCUUCUCUAAACAAGCCUGAGAUUCCAGUCUUAUUCAUGGGAUCAGUAGCUGCAGUGAUAAGUGGCUUGAUAUUUCCAGCUUUCGGCCUAGUGCUUUCGAAAAUGAUCACAAUUUUCUACGAACCGGCUCAUAAGCUUCGCCACGAUUCUAGAAUUUGGGCACUGGUGUUUGUUGGACUUGGAGCACUAUCAUUGUUUGUGUACCCUUCUAGAUUCUACCUUUUCGCCGUCGCCGGUGGUAAGUUGAUCAAGAGGAUCCGGGAGAUAUGUUUCGAGAAAGUGGUCAACAUGGAGGUGAGCUGGUUCGACGAAGCUGAUCAUUCAAGCGGAGCGAUUGGUGCUAGGCUUGCUACUGAUGCUGCUUCGAUCCGAGCUAUAGUCGGGGAUGCACUUGGAUUGAUGGUUGAAAACAUUGCUACAGCAGUUUCUGCCUUGGUGAUUUCUUUUGAUGCCUGCUGGCAACUUGCUCUUAUAGUUCUCGCUUUGGCGCCUUUGUUGGGGCUAAAUGGAUAUGUGCAGUUCAAGUUCUUGACAGGAUUCAGCUCUGAUGCAAAGAAAUUGUAUGAGGAAGCAAGUCAAGUGGCAAAUGAUGCUGUAGGGAGUAUUAGAACAGUUGCUUCCUUCUGUGCUGAAGAGAAGGUGAUGGACUUAUACCGCGAAAAAUGCGAAGGACCGAUCAAGACAGGGAUAAGAAAGGGAAUAAUCAGUGGUAUAGGUUUUGGAGUAUCAUUCUUCAUGAUGUAUUGUGUUUAUGCAACUAGCUUCUAUGCCGGAGCUCGUCUCGUGGAUGAUGGAAAAUCAACAUUCUCAGAUGUUUUCAGAGUCUUCUUUGCUCUCAGCAUGGCAGCUAUUGGAAUAUCCCAAUCCAGCUCCUUAGUCCCUGACUCAACCAAAGCGAAAAGCGCUGCAGCAUCUAUAUUCGCCAUUCUUGAUCGAAAGUCGCGAAUAGACCCCAGUGAGGAAUCUGGAUUAACACAUGAAGUUAAGGGAGAAAUUGAGCUUCACCAUGUCAGUUUCAAGUAUCCAACUAGGCCUGAUGUUCAAAUAUUCCGCAAUCUUAGCUUGACAAUUCGUAGUGGCAAGACAGUUGCACUGGUUGGAGAAAGUGGAAGUGGAAAGUCAACAGUGAUAGCAUUGCUACAAAGAUUUUAUGACCCUGAUUCAGGUCACAUUACACUUGAUGGAAAGGAUAUCCAAACUCUUCAAGUUAAGUGGCUAAGACAACAGAUGGGUUUGGUUAGCCAAGAGCCUGUUUUGUUCAACGACACGAUCCGAGCCAACAUCGCAUAUGGAAAAGGAGGAGAUGCAACAGAAGCAGAAAUCAUAGCUGCAGCAGAACUUGCUAAUGCUCACAAGUUCAUUAGUAGUUUGCAGCAGGGUUAUGACACGAUAGUAGGCGAGCGUGGCGUCCAAUUAUCCGGUGGCCAGAAGCAGCGAGUGGCGAUUGCAAGAGCCAUAGUUAAGAAUCCCAAGAUAUUGCUUCUAGAUGAAGCAACAAGUGCACUUGAUGCUGAGUCUGAGAAAGUGGUUCAGGAUGCACUUGACAGGGUUAUGGUGGACAGAACCACCAUUGUGGUGGCACAUAGGCUAUCUACAAUCAAAGGUGCUGAUUUGAUUGCAGUAGUUAAGAAUGGUGCUAUUGCAGAGAAGGGUAAGCAUGAAGCUUUGCUCAAUAAGGGAGGUGACUAUGCUUCAUUGGUAGCAUUGCACACAAGUGCUUCAUCUUAGAUUGAUUUUCAGAUGAAUACAAUUUAUUCAUUUUUGAGAAAUUUUGUAUCUACUUUAUUUUAUGUAGUACAUUGUGUUAACAAUUAUAUAUGCAUAUCAUUCUGCACAAUGUGCACAGGUUUAAGUCUAGUGACAAGAAAUAAGUAAUAACACAUCUUCUCAAUUCAAGUA
This is a messenger RNA of Arachis stenosperma, 4114 nucleotides long. RefSeq names its product ABC transporter B family member 11-like. The transcript has 13 exons. Gene Ontology annotation, biological process: transmembrane transport. NCBI's taxonomy places the organism in Eukaryota, Viridiplantae, Streptophyta, Magnoliopsida, Fabales, Fabaceae. Bases 122 to 3943 code for a protein of 1273 amino acids. The record is from RefSeq and is a predicted model, not a curated record. Gene Ontology annotation, cellular component: membrane. Gene Ontology annotation, molecular function: ATP binding; ABC-type transporter activity; ATP hydrolysis activity.